AAUAACUCUGAAAGGAAAUCAUAAGAGGCAAUGUCGACAUCCAUCGCCGAUAAUGAGACUGGAACUCUUAUUUCAAACGAUAUUCUCGAAUACUCCGUCGAUUUUCAAGGCAAGCCAUCAAUCAGAUCAUCUUCCGGUGCAUGGAAAUCCUCUGGCUUCACCAUGUGUGCGGAAGUUGCGGAGAAAUUCGCCUACUUCGGGAUCGCCUCGAAUCUGAUAACCUACUUCACCGAGGCGUUAGGACAGUCGACGGCGGUUGCAGCGUCAAACGUCAACCUCUGGCUCGGAACGGCAGCUUUUUUGCCUUUGAUAUGGGGUUCUAUCGCCGAUUCUUUUCUCGGCCGUUUUCGUACAAUCCUCUUGACCUCUUCUUUCUAUAUCAUGGGACUUGUGCUGCUCACGUUUUCAGCGACGAUUCCUUCUCUUUGUAAAGGUCAAGAAACACAUGAGUCGUGCGUUCCUCAAGUCAAAGUAAUUGUCUUCUUUUGUGCUCUCUACCUAAUUGCUUUGGGAGAAGGAGGCUUUAAGGUAUGUCUUAGAGCUUUUGGAGCAGAUCAGUUUGAUGAACAAGACCCUAAAGAGUCCAAAGCCAAGAGUUCUUACUUUAACUGGUUGUACUUUGCGAUAUCAACCGGUAUAUUGACCACUCGGCUGAUCACAAAUUAUAUCCAAGAGAAUCUGAGCUGGGCUUUAGGAUAUGGGAUUCCAUGUCUUUCCAUGAUGCUUGCUCUGUUCUUGUUCUUACUUGGAAUCAAAACGUACCGCUUUAGUACUGGAGGAGAAGGAAGACAAGGCAAAAAACAUGAUAACCCUUUUGUUAGAAUUGGCCGUGUUUUUUUUGCUGCAGCUAGAAACCGGCGACAAACUCCUGAUGAUACUUGCCUUCUUAUGCCAACUGAAAGUUCCAAGAAAUUCAGAUUCCUAGACAGAGCGGUGAUUUCGUGCGAUUCAUCUGAAGUUGAGGAAGCAAAAGCUGUGUUGAGUCUCGUUCCAAUUUGGUUGUGUAGUUUGGUGUUUGGCAUUGUGUAUGCGCAGUCCCCUACUUUCUUCACAAAGCAAGGAUCUACAAUGGAUAGAUCAAUUUCAUCAACACUCCUAGUCCCUGCAGCUACACUCCAAUGCUUCAUAAGCCUAGCAAUCCUCGUCUUCAUCCCAAUCUACGACCGUGUAUUCGUCCCAAUCGCACGAUCAAUCACUCGUAAACCAGCAGGAAUUACAACGCUUCAGAGAAUUUCCACCGGCAUUUUCCUCUCAAUUAUUUCAAUGGUAAUAGCUGCUUUGGUCGAGAUGAAAAGACUCAAGACCGCUCGAGAUCACGGACUAGUUGAUUCGCCUAAAGCUACGGUCCCAAUGAGCGUUUGCUGGCUGAUUCCACAAUACAUUCUCUUUGGAGUCUCCGACGUUUUCACUAUGGUUGGUUUGCAAGAGUUUUUCUACGGACAAGUCCCGCCAGAGCUUAGGAGCAUGGGACUGGCUCUAUAUCUCAGCAUAAUCGGUAUAGGAAACUUCUUGAGUAGCUUCAUGGUAUCGGUCAUCGAGGAAGCCACAAGCCAGUCCGGUCAAGUGAGCUGGUUCUCUAAUAACCUGAACCAGGCACAUCUUGAUUACUUCUACUGGCUACUUGCUUGUCUCAGCUCCCUCGCCUUCAUUUUUAUUGUCUAUUUCGCCAAGUCUUAUGUCUACAACAGCCCAAAGUAAACUCUCUAGCGAUCUUGAGUAAUAAUGUUAUACGUUGAGUGAAAUAAAAAUAAGUAUUGUUU
Molecule: messenger RNA, 1760 nt
Organism: Arabidopsis arenosa
Lineage: Eukaryota; Viridiplantae; Streptophyta; Magnoliopsida; Brassicales; Brassicaceae
Source: the annotation of a GenBank genome assembly